Aspergillus homomorphus CBS 101889 is the source of this 1113-nucleotide messenger RNA. RefSeq lists its product as uncharacterized. The record is from RefSeq and is a predicted model, not a curated record. Bases 1 to 1113 code for a protein of 370 amino acids. Lineage: Eukaryota; Fungi; Ascomycota; Eurotiomycetes; Eurotiales; Aspergillaceae. The transcript has 2 exons.
AUGGCUGAAUUCAAGCGUUCGGUGCAGCCGGACCAUUCUAGUCAGAAACUCAGCGCUGUCGCCGACCUCCCGUAUCGUCCAUAUUGGGAACGAAGUCCCGUCCAAUACGCCCAAGAUCUCCUCGGCUACUCGGAGGACCCGAUCGAAUACGACCACGACGAUCGCGACUAUUGGGAUAACUGCUUUUUCUUCCCCGAGGACUGUUCUUGGUCCCCACCGAAAGACUGGACCAUCGAAGAGCAUAGCAUCAGCAGCAUCAACACCACCCCGCAAGCCUGCCACGAGCCGCCCGUGGACGUCCAGAACACCAUGAUUCCCGGUCUCCCAGACAUAAAAAUGCUAGAUGCGGAGGCUCUGAGUGACCUCCUAGAGGACAACCUCGCACCUCCAGAAAUCACAUCCAUAAUAGUCUUUUCUACCAACGGUGCCAUCUUCGCCUACGCCUCAACUCUCUCAAACCGCCAACUCCGCAACCUAAGCGCUACCUACGGCGCAGCCUACACCUGCUACGCAAAGAACGCCUCAACAGGCAAUCUCACCGGGGUAAACCCUGCCAGCCAUCCGUCGUCAUACGUGACCACCCCCUCCGUAUCCCUCGGCGACGUGGGAUCGAUUGUCUUCGAGCUUGACGACUCCGUCGCCGUCGUCACCCCAAUAGCCGACAAAGUGCUCCUGGCCGCCAUCGGGCCCUCCAAAUUGGGCAGCAACCACGCCCAGGAUGCGUCUCCCGCCGCCUCAAACGGUCACCCACACGCGACGCCGAACGGCUCCACGCAUCACAACCACCAACAUCAUCACACAUCAGGUGCAAACACCCCCGACUCCACCUCCAACAACACCCAAAACGUCCGCACCUACGCGAGCGUCGUAUCCUCCAACGCAGGCGGCAGCCGAACUAACGGCGCCGCUGGGGGUGACACUGGCGAGUCGCAGACCGACUCGCAGCUGGAGACGCAAUACGAGAUCGACCGCAGCAGCGACCUCGCCCGCCUCGCCACGCUGAACCUCUCCGCGUCACCCGCGAUUCUCUUGGCCUUGGAGUCCAAAUCCGCCGCUCUGGGCCGGUUCCUCAGCCAGAAGUUGGCGGACCUCGAAAGCCCGGAGGACUUCUAA